AUCUAUCCUCUCCUUUGCUGUUUUUAGUACCCUCGGUGGAUAGCCUCUCCUAAGCAGCCGUCUCUCCAGUUCUUCAGCUUGUCGCUCAAACAAGACUGGGUCAUUAUUACUCCUCUUCAGACGGAUCAUUGAUGUAUAAAGCCAGAAGAAGCUUUCUGGGAAGAAGAUCAGUUUGUCUUGUUUCUUUUUACCCUCAAAUAUGAAGACUAAACCAAGAUCAACAAGACGAAGAUUGGAAAUCGACCUGGAGGAAGAGGAGAGUCCGGAACAGCAAACUUCCAGCGAGGAAGAUAAUGAUAAGUGCUAUGUGUAUAAGGAGAAGAGUAAGAGCCAAGAGCCGGGUGACAGCGGCAAUCGGAAGAAGAGACAGUCAUCCCAGGGGAAGGAGCACAGCGUCCGCAGACUAGAGAGCAAUGAACGGGAGAGGCAGCGGAUGCAUAAGCUCAACAACGCUUUCCAGGCUCUAAGAGAAGUCAUUCCACAUGUGAGAGCAGAGAAGAAAUUGUCCAAAAUCGAAACACUUACCUUGGCCAAAAACUACAUAAACACAUUAACAGCCACUAUACUGAAUAUGUCCAGUGGACGCUUGCCUGAUGUCCAGGACACUGAUACAGGGGGUGGCGGGAAACUCUAUCAACAUUACCAGCAGCAACACGGAGAGGAGGACAAUGACGAACACUUAGAAAAAUACUCUACCCAAAUCCACAGCUUUCGGCAAGGAAGUUGAUGUCAAACCCAAAGAAUAUUUUUUUAACUUAGUAAUUGUCAUCCUGAAGAAAUACACAAGACUGUGUUGUCCUAUGACAAUAAUGUAUGAUACAAAAUAUUCCAUACUAAAACCAGUCAUCUGCACUUUAUUGUCCUGACCAUGAUCAACAAUGGCGGAUAACUGGAUUUAGGAAGGAAUUUGGGGGGUGGGGGAUUGUAGAAGGUGAAUGCUAUGUAAAUGAUUAAAUUAUGGGGUCACAAUAAUAUGUAAUGUAAUGAUCACUGGUUUUAUGUGAAAUCCUUUUAUCUUUAUCAGGUUUGUAUCAUUUUUUGUUACAAUAUCAUAACGGGCACAAAUGAUAUGCAUGCACUCAGCAAUAUUCUUUAUAUGAAGAAUUUCGGUAGGGAGGGCUUUUGUUGGCAUCCCACCGAUCCGAUGUUGGUUACCUAUCCUGAGGAUUGGUCACCAAUAGAAGUUGGGAAAACCCCUUUAAAUUAUACUUGUCGCUUAAAAACUUUUGACGUCUCUGACAUGUUGUGACAUAUUUAAAGGGCUGUCCUGCUGCAAUCGGCAAACUGCACUGGAAAAAAGUGAAAAAUCCUGAUAAAAAUACUGAGGUUAAACAUGUUGUAUAUAUAUGAUAUUUUUCUAUUAAUAUAUCUUAGACUGAGAGAUAGACUUUUAUUUCCUUGAGUAAAACUGGAGAAGUAGGUAGUUUUCUUUUUGUAGUUACUGUAGAUAUUGGGGAGUGGUAUCACUGUACAGUAAAGCACAUCCAAUAGGGAUUGUGGUGUAGAAUAAGUAGGUUCUGGAGGAAGAUGAAUAGUGAAUGCAAAACUCUACUGGCCUAGACCCUAGUGAACUUGCAGGACAGGUCCUACUAUUCACAUGUUUAAAGGGGUACUCCGCCCCUAGACAUC
Hyla sarda is the source of this 1629-nucleotide messenger RNA. It is a transcript of the gene BHLHA15, whose product is annotated as basic helix-loop-helix family member a15. Gene Ontology annotation, molecular function: protein dimerization activity. Lineage: Eukaryota; Metazoa; Chordata; Amphibia; Anura; Hylidae. The coding region runs from base 200 to 727 and encodes 175 amino acids. The transcript has 2 exons. The record is from RefSeq and is a predicted model, not a curated record.